Molecule: messenger RNA, 1407 nt
Organism: Panicum virgatum (switchgrass)
Lineage: Eukaryota; Viridiplantae; Streptophyta; Magnoliopsida; Poales; Poaceae
Exons: 2
Coding region: 114-926 (270 amino acids)
Source: RefSeq, a predicted model, not a curated record
CCCAUUCCGUCUUCCGUUCGCCUGGCUGGCCGCCGCCGCCGGUGGAGGCGGAGGUGCCGGCGCCGGUGGAGCCUGCCGAGGCCUGGGCUUGGACGCAAUCGGACGUCAGGGCCAUGAGGCGGGAUUUGCUGACCGUCAUCCACCGCUACUACCUCGACGCCAUCUCACGGCUGCCCCCAGCCGAGCUCAGGACCACCCUCGCCCGCGGGCUCCUCGUCGGCGGCCACUGCUUCGGUCUACUGGGCCCCGUCCACAACAUCAUCGUCAACUCCAUCUGGUACGCCGCUGCCUUCCCGCUCCGGGGCGGCGCCGCCACCGACACAGAGGACGACGAGGUCCGCGCGAUUCUCGCCACUGACGGCAUCGUCCGUAUCUGCCGCCGUUCCCUCCAGGGCCUUGUAGCUUCGCUCCGCCACUACUGCCCCUCCCUCUCCACAGCCGAUGCUCUAUACCAGCUCAUGAAUGCCGACGCCGACCUCUCCGCCGCCGUCGCACUGGCCAAUGGGACCACCAGAUCCAGCGCCCUGCGAGCCAUGGCCUCUCAGAACCUUGUCGCCUUUCACCUGGCAGCCGAGGCUGCGCAGCACCCCAAUCCCACAACCUUGGCUCACUUUGCAUCAUCAGUGCUGCCCACUGUCAGUGCGCAACACGACAUACCCUCGUUCCUUCUCAUCUACCGUUUCCUUUCGCCUGGGGACAUCAACCACCUCUCCACUGUGCUACUGCCGGGGUUGCCAUGUGAACCUCCUCAGCCACCACUGACGUUGGUGGAUCGCAUCUCAGAAGCAACAGUUCAAGGACACAGGAAAGCAAGUGCUCGCUGCUGUGAACUUGGCAUCGCAACACUAUGCAUUAGAAACAGGCGAGCAGCUCAUUCUUCAUUCUGUAUGCGGCGUCAGUCUACUAAACGACCAAGGACUGGAUGAUGGUUAUUACCACAUCAAUUUCCUGGCAAAUCGCAAGGACUCUGGUGGUUCUGCACUAGGCUUCCCUAUGCUCGUAUUCACUGAAGCAAUUGUUCGUGCUCGCGAUGAGAUCGAUGUUCGCCUGUGCGUGCUAGUUGAUCCGCUCACAGAUAUUGGUUGCUGCUUUGCUUGUGAGAAGAACAAAAGGAAGCUUGUACACCCUACGUAUGAUGAAUAUUCUGGUUGCCGGGACUUUGAAGAGGAUGAAGUUGACUCUAGCAGUAAUUUUCCAAAGCCCCUGGACGUGGACUACAUCUUUUUUGAUGCUAACUGGGACAGAGCUGUCGCGAAAUACUUGGACGACCAAAUUGGCUGCGGUGGCAUAGGGUUAUCCUGAUGGCUAGGGCUUUGGGAGUCGCGGGGGUCAUAUAUUGUCGGUACCCCAGGACUGGGGUACCCCCUCUUACUGUGUCUAGGCAAGGAUCUUAUAAGUUAUCCUUAA